Molecule: messenger RNA, 2295 nt
Organism: Anopheles nili
Lineage: Eukaryota; Metazoa; Arthropoda; Insecta; Diptera; Culicidae
Product: hexamerin-1.1-like
Exons: 1
Coding region: 1-2127 (708 amino acids)
Source: RefSeq, a predicted model, not a curated record
AUGAGAACGUUCGGAGUGUUUGUUCUGGGGGCUGCGCUGGCCGUUGCGUCGGCGGCCUUCGUACCCAGCACGAGCCAGGUGAAGUACGCCGAAAAGGAUUUUCUCCACAAGCAGGAGGACCUGCUGCUGUUGUUCCGCCAUCUGUAUGAGAAGGAUUGGAACCCGCAGCUGGUGGCGUACGCCAAGAACUUCCACUUCAAAGAAAGCGCGGAGCUUUUCCAGCACGAACCAACGGCACCAUGGGCGAAGACCCUGUACUCCUACUACGAGCACGGUUUGCUUCCCAAGGGUGAAGUUUUCUCCGUGUACGAUGAGACCCACCGCGAGCAAGCCGUCGCUCUGUUCCGCGUGCUAUACCACGCCAAGGACUGGGAGACAUUCUACAAGGUUGCAGCCUGGGCGAGGUACUACGUGAACGAGGGCAUGUUUGUCUACGCGCUGACUGUGGCGGUUACCCAUCGGUCGGAUAUGGCUGGAUUUGCUUUGCCCGCACCGUACGAGAUCAGCCCGUAUCACUUCAUCAACACCGAAGUCAUCCAGAAGGCGCAGCAGUACAAAAUGCAAGGUUACUACGGCAUGCAGAAGGUGGACGGUGUGUACACCGUGACGAUUCCGAGCAACUAUACCGGCUGGUAUAUGCACACGAACGCCGAGCAGAAGAUCUCCUACUUCACGGAGGACAUCGGGCUGAACAGCUACUACUACUAUCUGCACACGGAUUACCCCUUCUGGCUCGGUGGUGAGCAGUUCGGUCUGAGCAAGGAUCGUCGUGGUGAGCUGUACCUGUACGAACACCAGCAGAUCUUGGCCCGGUACUAUCUCGAGCGUCUCUCGAACGAUCUUGGCCACGUGCCUGAAUUCUCCUGGCAUGCACCGAUCGCCACAGGUUACUAUCCAGAUCUGCAGUACUACAAUGGGCACAGCUUCCCGGCACGUGACAACUACUACCACGCGGAUCAGGAGGCCAACUAUCGUGAGAUCCGCCAAGUGGUGGACUACGAGAAGCGUCUGCGGGAUGUUAUCGAUCAGGGCUUCUUCGUGCUGCCAGAUGGCAAGAAGGUGAACCUGAGCACGCCCGAAUCGGUGGAUGUGCUGGGUAACCUCAUCCAGGACAACCCCGACAGCUACGAGCACCGGUUCUACAAGUACGUGGCCAUGUACGCUCGCAUCAUCAUGGGCGCGGCUAUCGAGCCGGUCGAGCCGUAUCAGGUGAUCCCGAGUGCGCUGGAGCACUACGAAUCGGCAAUGCGAGACCCGGUGUUCUAUCAGAUCUAUAAGCGCAUCGUUGCGUACUAUCACCAGUUCAAGGAGCACCUGCCGGAGUACACGUACGACGAGCUGGCCUUCCCGGGCGUGAAGAUCGACGGUGUGGUGGUCGACAAGCUGCAGACGUACUUCGAUCGCUUUGACGUGGACAUUACGAACGCGAUCGACAUUGAGCCGGAACCGUACGUGCCGGGCAAGUACGAGGGCUUCGGUGAGAUCGAGUACAAACCGGAUCCGGUCGUGAUCAAGGCUCGUACGGUGCGCCUCAACCACAAACCCUUCGUGUAUAAGGUCAGCCUGACGGCGGAGAAGCCUGGCAAGGCGGCAGUGCGCGUGUUCCUCGGUCCCAAGUACAACGAGUACGGUACGCUGUACACGCUGAACGAAAACCGCGAGAACUUCUACGAGCUGGAUUACUUCGUGCAGGAGUUGGUCGCUGGUAAGAACGUGCUCUCGCGCACUUCGGCCAACUUCAACGGAUACGUGAAGGAUCGCACCUCGUUCUACGAGCUGUACCGCAACGUGAUGGCAGGAUACAAGGGCACGGAGAAGUUUGCACUUGACAUGACCGAAGCGCACUGCGGCUUCCCCAACCGGUUGAUGCUGCCAAAGGGCAAGAAGGGUGGCAUGCCGUUCCAGCUGUUCGUGGUCGUGUCUCCGUACCAAGCACCGCAGGUACCUCAGUACACCGGAUUCGAUCCGGUGCUGUCGUGUGGCGUAGGUUCCGGUGCUCGCUACAUGGACCAGUACGCCUUCGGGUACCCGCUUGAUCGUCCGAUCGACGAGAAGGUGUUCUACGGAGUGCCGAACACCUACUUCCAGGAUGUCGUCAUCUUCCACAAGUCCGAGGGUGAUCUGUGAUGGGUGAUCCUCUCACCCAUUGCUUGGCGCGCUUGGCGGGACUGAUCAAGCUGCGACGCAAUUUUGCAUCGCCAGCCCUCCCGGUCGGAGAUGAGAUGACGACCGGGAACGUUGCUCCUGGAGUGUGUAAAUAAAACAUGCGGUAGCGAUAAUGCGAGCUGCUGCAAC